Closterium sp. NIES-67 is the source of this 1963-nucleotide messenger RNA. NCBI's taxonomy places the organism in Eukaryota, Viridiplantae, Streptophyta, Zygnematophyceae, Desmidiales, Closteriaceae. The record is from the annotation of a GenBank genome assembly.
GUCGAGCGUCCCCGUGAUUGCGAAAUAGCCCUUAGGAUCCGAAACCUCUGCAGCAAACGCACUGGUUGACAAAGCCAGGAGCAGAGCAGGCCAUUCCGUUGGCCCACGGCACAGCGCGACGCCGUGUCAUAGCUGGCCCCGCCUCUCACCCCUUUCUCGCUCUCCAGCACGCACCGCAGCCACUGGGAGUUCCGCAUCGCAGGUGCGAGAAGCGGCGGAGGUUCAGAGAGGCUUCUCCCUCUAUUUCUGCCCGUCGCGUACUUACGGUCUGCUUUGCUCUCUACGGCAGCCGGAGAAGGAGAGGCGAAUCUGUUCGCUCUCAACGACGGCGCGACGGCCAUGGCCAUGGCGUUACUGCCACGGGUGGGCGAGGAGACGAUCGGCGAAGUGAACGGGAUUCUGCUGACGUCAAGGAGGGACGUGGACGCCAGCACGCGAGACGCGUACACACAUCUCAUGCACCACGCAGUGCCGGACAUUCCUCUGGCUGCAGUGAACCCAGUGGAUCUUGCCUUCGAGUCAACCCCUCUCCUCAUUCUCAACGGCCCCCUCUUCCCUGCUGCUGAUGCUGCUGCUGCUGCUGCUGCUGCCACUAAUUCCUCUGCCGCUGGAUCUACCACCCCAUCCCCCAUUCCUCCUGCCACCCCUCCUCCUCCUGUUGCUUCGGCUGCUGCUGCGUCUGCGGGUUCCACUCCUGUGUCGCCUUCCACUCCCCUCACCCCCUCUACGCCUCCCUCAGCAGCCGCGGGGGGUGGGGAUGGGGCAGGGGGAGGAGGUGCGCAGAAAGCAGCAACCCCCCAUUCGCCUUCCGUGGUGGCGUCUGGAGGGAGAUCGGGGGGGGAAGGGGGGGGAGGAAGAGGGAGUAGGGGGUCGCUGGGUGGAGCUGCAGCGGAUGUGGUGCUGCGGCUGCAGCACAUGCUGCCAGCAUUCCUUGCCUCCUCCCCCCCUCCCCCUCCCCCCUCUCGCCCGCUCAUUGCCUGGCACCGCUUCUCGCCCCGCCUGCUCGCCUCGGGCCCUCUUGACCGCCUGCUGCUCUUCGACCUCCAGCCCUCCGCCCUGCAAUCCGGCCCCCCUCCCUCCCCUUCACCGCCUGCCAUCCUGCUGCACGAGCUGCAGCGCCAUGUGUCAUGCGUUGAUUGGCGGCCCAAGGCAGGAGCCACCCUUGCAGUGGCAUGCAGGGCGGGCAUUUGCCUCUGGAGCCUGACAGGGCCUCUGCUGGUGGAGGGGCCGUCUGGGGGAGGCUCAGCUCUGUCAGGAAUCACAGGGGUCAGCAUGGCAGCAGCAGAAGCAGGGGGGGGAUGGGGAGGGCGAGGGGGAUGGGGGAGUGGAGCAGGAGUGGGGAUGGGAGGAGGGGCGGAGGGAGGGGGCGGCAGGGGGUGUGUAGUGCCAGCGUGCAUGCAGUUUCUUGCCAGCUCGCCUCAGAGGCAGCAGGGGGCGGUUACUAGCGUGGCGUUCAGCCCCUGUGGCAGAUAUCCAGCUCUCAUGCCUCACUCGUCUGGACCCUUUGCGCCCUUUUAUGCUCCCUCAACAAUCUUAUGCUUCCUCUGACGCUUUUGUGCUCCCUUCCACACUUGUCCGCUCGCUCCCUUCUUCCCUCUUUCCCUCGGCCUGUCCUGCUUUUCAGUUUCUCCACUGUUGCUCUUCCUUCCUUCCUCCCUUACCCUUUCUCCCCCCCAGCCUCACACCCAAGUGUGCUUCCUUAACUCACCUUCCCUAUCUUCACGCGCUACCUUCCCUGCUUCAUGCUCUGCGCUCCUCUCUGCUACUCCCCACCUCCAUUCAUAAUCGCUCUCUGGAUGCCGCAUCCGUCACGUUGCUAGCUUCAGCGUCACACGCGUCGUCAACUGUGCUCAUAUGGGACGUCGCCACAGGCGUGGCCACUCCCUUGCGGCGUGGCUUCGCAGGAGUGAAGAUGCUGCGCUGGUCCCCUCGUGGCGACUGCCUCUUCAGCUGCCUCUUGUGA